This is a messenger RNA of Suricata suricatta (meerkat), 1208 nucleotides long. It is a transcript of the gene JTB, whose product is annotated as jumping translocation breakpoint. The record is from RefSeq and is a predicted model, not a curated record. The transcript has 5 exons. Gene Ontology annotation, biological process: mitotic cytokinesis. NCBI's taxonomy places the organism in Eukaryota, Metazoa, Chordata, Mammalia, Carnivora, Herpestidae. Gene Ontology annotation, cellular component: cytoplasm; midbody; centrosome. Bases 386 to 826 code for a protein of 146 amino acids.
CACAACCCGCGCGCCUGCGCCGAGCGGCCCAGCCGUGAAACCCUCCGCGGUCCCGGCAUCCCUCGCGGUCCCGGCAUCCUCCGCGGGGCAAGAUGGCCGCGAGGGGACGGCCCCGGAGGUGACGGGGCGCUAGGCCUGUACGUCCCUCGGCCUUUCCCAAGGGCCGACGGGUCCGGAGAAGUGAGCUCACAGCCCAGUCCAGCAAAUGCGUGUGGGCUUUUCUUGCCGCGGCCAUGGGGACGGCCCAAUAAAGCCUUUGUCCUGAUGGGCGAUUCCAGCAUUUCGCUGUCCUGACCGGGAACGUCCCGAGGGCUGUGGUGUCCGCGCUCCGACGGAGGCGCGAGGCCAGUCCCUGCGUCCCGACAGGCGCGACACCAAGCACCCCAUGCCUAGGGGCGCGGGGAGGCGUGGCCUCCCCCAGGGCAGCCACCUGUGCUGGUUGCUGUGGGCUUUCACCUUAAAGCUGUGCCAGGCCGAGGCUCCGGUGCGGGCGGAGAAGCUGUCAGUGAGCACCGCAAAUUUGCCGUGCUGGCUGGUGGAAGAGUUCGUGGUGGCGGAGGAGUGUGCUCCGUGCUCUAAUUUCCAAGCUAAGACCACCCCUGAGUGUGGUUCCACAGGGUAUGUGGAGAAAAUCACCUGCAGCUCCUCUAAAAGGAAUGAAUUGAAAAGCUGCCGCUCAGCUCUGAUGGAACAACACUUAUUCUGGAAAUUUGAAGGGGCUGUCGUGGGUGUGGCCUUGGUCUUCGCUUGUCUGGUCAUUGUUCGUCAGCGACAGCUGGACAGAAAAGCUCUAGAAAAGGUUCGGAAGCAGAUCGAGUCCAUAUAGCGACCUUCCGCCCUUCGACAGGGGUCCUGGGGACCCUACCUCAGACAGACAGUGGGAUGGACGGACUCGUGCCCCUGGUUCGGGAACUUGUGGUGGCGCCCCCUUCUGCGUCUCCUGUCCAGAUCAUCAACCAGCAAGAGGAGUGGAAGGGCUCCCUUCCCUACUGUGAUCGCUUUGGGACAGGAAGGAAGGAAUGGCAGCAGACGUGGGAACAGGGUGGCAACUUUAUGCCUCAGUUUACCAGCUACCUAUCUUCCCCUUCUGCUUAUUUAAAAUUUUCAGGAUACAGUUUCAGCAAAAAAAGUUUAUUUCUCAGCCAAAACCUCGGUUUCCCCUCAACCUUAGCCCCAAAGAGGAAAUAAAGUUGUGGAUGUAUCAAGUA